This is a messenger RNA of Ahaetulla prasina, 6851 nucleotides long. It is a transcript of the gene IRS4, whose product is annotated as insulin receptor substrate 4. The record is from RefSeq and is a predicted model, not a curated record. The transcript is spliced from 2 exons. Gene Ontology annotation, biological process: insulin receptor signaling pathway. Gene Ontology annotation, molecular function: phosphatidylinositol 3-kinase binding; insulin receptor binding. Bases 287 to 3862 code for a protein of 1191 amino acids. Gene Ontology annotation, cellular component: plasma membrane; cytosol. NCBI's taxonomy places the organism in Eukaryota, Metazoa, Chordata, Lepidosauria, Squamata, Colubridae.
GGGGGUGUGGGUCACGUGAUGUUUUCGCCGUGGUGCCGCCGAGCCUGCUCGCUGGUGUGAGGAGAGAAGCGGGAGAGUCGGAGGAGCCCGGCGCGUCCGACCGGCGGCGAAGGGGUGGAAGCCGCCGGCUUGUCCGCUGCCUCGCAGGCCGGGAGCCGCCGGCUGGGCCGACGCCGAGAGUCCCGCGGGCACACAUGUCCGGCCGGGCCUGGGAGACCCUUCCCUUGUGAGGGCGUCUGCUUCUCUCGCCCGCGGAGCGAUUUGGACCCUGCCCUGGCCCCUUAAGAUGGCGAGCGCGCUGAUGCUUGGCCCCGGCGGGGAAGGCGGCUGCACCGCGUUGGAAGGCAAAGGCGAGGCGGUGGGCACCGCGGUCGGAGCAGCAGCAGCAGCAGCAACGGGGGGAGGCGGCAGCGGCGGCGGCGGCUCCAGCGGGGCGUCCAGGCUGGCGGCGCCUGAGGAGGACCAGGAGCCGGCCGAGAGCGCUCCCUGCCCGCCCCCGGCUCAGCCCCCGCAUCAUCUCAUGCUCCUGCUGAGGAAAUCACCCAGCAGCUCCCUCUGCCUCGUCCAGGAAGAAGAUGCCUUGUUGCCUGGGGACCCCGCAGCGUUGGGGCGAGCAGCAGCCCCUGCCACCCCCCUGGGCCGGAGUGGGCCUCCAGCGACCUCUGCCCGCGGGUCUGCCCUGACGCCCCCGGCAAGCAUCACCUGGGGGGACGACGUGAGGAAAUGUGGCUACCUGAGGAAGCAGAAGCAUGGGCACAAACGGUACUUUGUGUUGCGGGCGGAGAGUCACCUUGGCCCUGCCCGACUGGAAUACUAUGACAGCGAGAAGAAGUUCAAGAGUAGCUUGAGAGCGGCGGCGGCUGGAGGGAAUGUGGCCCUUUGCUGCCCGUCUCCCAAAAGGGUGAUUCCUCUCUACCAGUGCUUCACUGUCAGCCGGAGGGCAGAUGCCAAGCAUAAACACAUCAUCGCCCUGUAUACUAAGGAUGAGUAUUUUGCCAUGGUGGCUGAGAAUGAGCCUGAGCAAGAAGGGUGGUACCAGGCCAUCAGUGAGCUCAUGAGCCAAAGCAAGAGAGGGUUCUUGGAGCAGGAGGACCAGGCUGAUCAGCAGUUGGACGAUGACGAUGAGCAUUAUGGAGCUGCCCUUCGCCCAGGAACUGUGUUCAAAGAAGUUUGGCAAGUCAAUGUGAAGCCUAAGGGUUUGGGGCAGACCAAGAAUUUGACAGGGGUGUACAGGUUAUGCCUUUCCAGCAAGGCCAUUCAUCUGGUCAAGCUUAAUACUGAAGUACCUUCUGUCCACUUACAACUAAUGAACAUUCGGCGAUGUGGGCACUCGGAAAACUUUUUUUUCAUUGAAGUGGGCAGAUCAGCCUCCAUUGGACCAGGUGAGCUAUGGAUGCAAGUAGAUGAUUCAGUGGUUGCCCAGAACAUGCAUGAGACUUUUCUAGAAACCAUGAAAGCUCUGAAAGCCUUCUCUGAGUUCAGACCUCGCAGCAAGAGCCAGUCUUCUGGUGGUGGCAGCAGUACCAAUCCUAUCUCUUUCAUAACUACUAGGAGGCAUCUUGGUAAUCUACCACCUAGCCAGACUGGCCUACAAAGAAGGUCCCGGACUGAAAGUGUUACAGGGGGGACUCCUCCCACUACCAAAAGCAGCAGUGCUUAUCGCUUCAGAACUUCUAGCGAAGGGGAGGGGACAAUGACCAGACCAUUUAGAUCAGUUACUGGAAGUCUGAUUCAUUUGAAUACUGCAAGGAUGAAUUUGGGCCGCCAAGAAGGGAGUGGACGAUAUGUUAGAGCAGCAUUUAGCUCUUCUUAUCAUACCAGGUCUGCUUCUCUACCAGUUUCUCAUUUUCCUUCUACUACUAGUCCUAUCAGUGUUUCUUCAGGAAGUGGGCAUGGAUCAAUUACUGAUAAUUUUGUAAGGCCUUCCAGUUCAUCUGUCUGUGGGUCCCCAAGCGAUGGAGGUUUCAUUUCCUCAGAUGAAUAUGGUUCUAGCCCUGGAGACUUUAGGUACUUUCGUGUGAGAAGUAACACGCCAGAUUCCUUGGGCAAUACUCCACCAAUCAGAGAAGAAAAUUGUUUAAAUGAAUACAUGUCCAUGAACAAACAGCAAAUGGAUAAUAGUACAAGAGAUGAUUACCGGGAGGCUGACAAAUGCUUUAGAAAAAGAACAUACUCAUUAACUAAGCCUGCUUCAGUACCAGGACAACAGAAAACAACCCAGACUGCUUUAGAUGAAGAUUCCUCAGGAAGCCAUGGACGCCUCUCUUGUUCUGAAUCACCAAGAUUCAAAAAUAACCCUGAACCUGAGUAUGAGGAAUCAAUUCUUGAUUCUGUAUGUAAUCAAAGCAAGAAUAAAUCCAGAGAUGAUGGGUACAUGCCAAUGAUGCCAGGAGUUGCAUCUUCUCUGGCAAGCAACAGCGACUACUUGCCCAUGACUCCUAAAAGCAUGUCUGUUCCAAAACAGAUUAACAGUUCCUGGUUGUCAUCUCAGGCUGAUUCUAAAGGAUACAUGAUGAUGUUUCCCCGAGGUGUCUCUUCACCUAUACGUAAUCCCUUAACUGAGUUUAAUUCUAAAUCUGGUCAUGAAAAGUCAACAAAUAAUGAGUACAUGGAUAUGUCUCCUGGAAAUUCUGCUGCUCCAAAGCAACCCUGUGAUCCAGAUUAUAUGCAUGCCAACAUUGAUUCCAAAAAUUUUGGCUCCUAUUUCUCUCUCCCACGAAGCUUUAAGGCUCUAACCGGGGAACAUGAUGAAUAUGUUCCAAUGUCAUCACCUGGAAAAUUAUUGUAUGUUGGAUCUGAAAAUGGGAAAAGCAUCAGCAAUGAAGUUCUGGCUAAUGGCCUUUCCAGAUCACCCCAUCUGAAAAGUUCAGAAGAAGGCCUUGCGCAGAAUAGGGUUACUAGGCCUACGAGACUUCCACUCGGUACUAGAGGUAGUAAUACCAUACCAAGAAUGUACGAUCGCACAAUUCCACUUGAGCCAUCUAGCCCUGGUGAAUAUAUAAAUAUAGAUUUUGGUGAAAAAGCAAGUAAUACGCCAUAUUCUUUAUCUGCAGAAGGAUCUCCAUCAUCUCUUGGAUCCAGUAGUGACCAUAGGCAGUCACCACUUUCUGACUACAUGAGUGUUGAUCUGGAUGUCCAGUCCCCCAAAGCUGCUAAAGAACUAUCUAACUCUCUGACAGACAUUUCAAUUUAUGCAAAUUCGAGUAUCCCUAGAAACGUGCCUGAUGCUGAUUAUGCUAGACUUUCAUUUGGUACGGCUUGUGUUAGCACAGCAUGUGGUAGGAUUGAUGACUACACCGAGAUGACCUUCAACAUGGCAGCCACACCACCUGGACCAUUUGCCACUGAAAGCAAAAACGGAUUAAAGAUUGAUAGUCCUCCUUCUAUAGUUAACCGACUGUGCAUUGUUGACCAAUAUGCUAGUCGCAGGGACUUCCCUGUUUCUAAUCCUGAUCCACCUGUAGUACCUAAAGUCAUUCGAGCUGACCCACAAGGAAGGAGGAGGCACAGUUCUGAGACCUUUUCUUCUGCAGCCACUGUUACCACUUCUUCCUCUUUCUUUACUGACAGUAGUAAAAGGCACAGCUCGGCCUCUUUUGACAACGUGUGGUUGAAACCUGAGGAACAUAUUUCAGAUGGCCAUGAAAGCAAGAUGUCCAGAGAUACUUCAACUGGAUUUCAGAAUGGCUUAAAUUAUAUAGCUCUGAAUUUACGGGAGAAUUCACUAAACUGUGAGGAGAGCCCUAACACACCAAAUUGCCACCUCCCAAAUGGUACUCUAAAUCUGGAAAGUGGAGUAUAUGUAAGCAUAGAUUUCAGCAGAUCAGACAGUUUGAAGUGCAACUCCGCAAGGAAAGACUGAUGGCAUUACCAUGGAAACCAUUGUGAGAAGAGCAGGCUUUCCAGCUGGUAUCUCCAUAAUUGUGUGGUGCUUUUGGAAGCAGAGCCCAUCUCCAGCCAACUCUGUUCACUUCCACCAGCACAGACGCGGACAUGCAUCAUUGGAAUGAAAUUUCAUUGAGGGGUGGUUGAGUCUACAGUCGCGCUAAUCCAAAUGAACUUUUGUCAUGGAUGAGUUUGGAUGAAACAGGUUUUUUUUUUCCUCUCCCCACCCUGCUCCCUGGCUCUCCUAGCACCAUCUGUGAGACUAUACGAAUGCUCCAGUAGAAAAAACGAUAACUUCCUGCACUACUUCUACACCUCCUGCAGCUGUUUUUUGUUUCGAGAAGUUGCAGUAUCAGAGAAGCUUCCUAUCAUGGGUUUGCUUUUCUUGUACUUGAAGUGAUAGCUGAAACAAUUUAUCAUUGGCUUAGAAUUAUUAUUAUUAUUAUUAUUGGCAAUUAUAAACCUAUUUUGAGAGGAUGGGGAACACAUGUCAAGGCGAUAAUCCUAAGCAAACUUAUUUGUAACUCAUUAAAAUCAGUAGAUCAUAGUUUCAGAGCUAGAGGCCUGCAGCUAGUUUUUGAAUAGUAAAAUUCCAACACAUACAUGCACACAACACUCCCAGUUCCCCUUAGCUAAAACAGUAGAGUCUGGGAGAACGCUUUUUCCAUUGCCUGCCUGUUCUUGCAUGCGCCAUAGAGAUGCUCUUUUUUACCUUAUUCCCUGCCUUCUCUAGAGAAGCUACCACCUCUCUUCUCCUUCCCACCUUGGCAGAAUAGUCCUUUCUCAAUUGUUCCCCUGGUGGCCCCUUGGAAAGUGACCGCUGAUGGUAGCUGCAAUUGCUGGAAAGCAGGUGAACUAACUGCCAGUUGGUGGGUGGGAGAACCUAGCAUGGUUCCUCUUUUCUUCUGCAAGAGAAUAAGACAAGCAGAGGUCACAGUCUGGUACUCAGUUACAAGGGAGGAAGUGUCUGUGAAUUUAUUGGUACUUAAAGGCCAGCACACAUAGAAUGGGGCUGUGAAUGAACAGUCCUCUCUCAUGCUGAUUGAUCUCCACUAGGUGAUGGGGAGAUUUCACAGCCACAAAGAGCAAUUUGCUAUAAACAAGAGAACUGGUACUCUCUUUUUUUUGUUCGUUUAAUUUCACUUUACGGUACAAUAAAUUUAUGAGUCCUAUAUCUUUUUUUAAAAAUAAAUCUAUGUCCUCUUAAAUUUAAGAGUGUUCUGAGAAUAUCUGGAAUGUAAAAAAUAGAAUUGAAGAAUUGGUUGUAUCUUGAUUAUAGUUAAAGCAUUUUCUUAUGUCCCUGUAUAGUUACUUCUAUGACUUUUAAAUUUUGGAUAAAUGAGGAGUUGAUUUUUUUAUAAGCUGAAAUGGAAAAAAAAAUUGCAGACUUUGCAAUUGUAUAUUAUCCUUACGUUACAAUGUUAAUGUGCUGUAGAGCUUUUAUAGAGAGAAUCCCUUAAUCUUACACUUUGAUAAAAGAUCCCUUUUAUUUGGAGCCAUUCUUUGAUUUUCCCCUAAAGUUAGCAAAAAUGUAACUAAUACUUUAUUAUUAUUAUUAUUAAUAAUAAUAAUAUUAUGCCUAAUGUGAAAAGAAGACCUUUCUUACUAGGGGUGUUGUUUAAAAUUGGAAAUUCAAAAUAAUAGCGAAAGCUAGGUACAUCAAUCCUAGGCUUCUGUCCUUAGAGAACGUGACGCUAGGGUCGGUACAUUGAGUGUGCAUUAAUAAUUAGAAGCACUGAUAUUUGAAGGAGUUGAAAGCAGGACACAGAUCCUCAGGUGCCACAUGGCUGAUAUUCCUUUACCUUGAAUAUUGUACAAAUAUGAAGUGCUGCCUCAUGUUUUGACAUCUGAACUUUUGUAAAGCAAAUUAGAUCCUUUUCAGUUUUGAAGUCCAUCACCAUGUACUGGAAUCUUUUUUGGUUCGAUUUAACGUGCUUGUCACCUAAGGUCUAGGGAACUUUUGCCAAAUAUAGCCGAUACUGAUGAAUUUACAUGGAGUGCUGUAAUCAGAAAGGGGGAAAAACAUUGCAGAGUUUAAAAGCACAGAUGAGUUUCUGAAUCUAUUAAAGCAGGAUUUUCAAGAGUAAAGUUAACCAGUUGCUGCUAACUUUAAAAGUAUGACCACUUUUCUAGAUGGCAGUGCUGUCUUGCCAGGUUCUUUUGGUUAGGAUUCUGUAAAUUGGCAAUGCAAUAGGCUAGCCCUCACCAAAGGAGCAUCCCAACCAAUUUGUUUAGUUUGCCUAUCCCAGAAUCCCCAGCCAUGCAAGCAGGAAUUCUGGGAGUCUGAACAUCUCUGGAAGGGUACCAAUUUGGAAGAGGCUGCAGAAGGUACUUUUUACAUCUUUUAGUUGAAUAAAAUUGGGUGACAGUUCAAAGAGAUGAAUUGUGAAAAAUGUUUGAUGAAAGCCACAUUCGCUACAUACGAAUUCCCGAGGCGGCCAUAGAGCACUGAUUUUACAAAUGCUGAAUCAAUGGGUAACCUCACAACUACUGGUACAAAGAUUAACAGGUACAGCAUAAUAAAAUAUGCAAUCUUUCUUGUCUUAGUUUACAGCAACUAAUUUAUUCAGUAUUGUGCUGGAGGACCAUCUCCCAAACAUAUCACUCUGUGUGGGCCACCUUCCAGCCACCCGUUUGAUGCUGCUGUAGAGUACAGAGAAACCAACGAUGGAACAAUGUUUGUCCUGUAAAUUUUAAUUUGAUAUUGGACAGUUGUCUGUACAAACUAAAAACAUAUAUGGUUGAAAUUGUUCAUUAUAUUUGCUAUUUCUGCUUCACUGAUCUGUUUAAAGGUUUGAGCUGAUUGAUCUGGCUGUGUCUUCCAUUGUAAAUAUUGUUACAUUGUUUUUCAUGGUAAAAUGCAGCACAUUUGCAAUUUUGGGAGACUAGCUUGAAGCUCUGUAUAGUGUUUAUAUUUAUCUGAAUUGGCUUUCCAUAGAGCUACUUGCAGUAAAUGUGUUCAUGUA